CCACUGAAUGUAUUAUAUAAGUAUUUGAUGUCCUAAUGAGGGAGCAUUAUUUCAAAUGAACGGUGAAACUGGAGUUAAAGCAAAAGCUGGCACGUGGCGCAGGUGUCGAAAGCUGAGUUGAUAGUGAGCGACCGUGUCACGAGGACGGAUGCCUGCCUUGUCCCCAUCAAUGAUGAAGUGACAUCAACUGUGAAAUUGUCCAUUGAUGACCAGGGGAGGGCUUGUCCAUGUGUAUAUAAAGGCCAGACACCCACUCCCACCACCAAGACUGAUCAACAAGUUUGACUCCUCUGUCCAUGUAUUUGUAGGCCGAGCACAACAACAACAAAUCAAAAGCCAUUUUCUGGAUAUAAGGACAACACUGCUCAUCAUCAGCAUGUUUGUGCUACGCUGCUUUGAAACGACCAUUUUAGUGCUCCUCUUUUCAAGUUUGCGCACAGAUGCGAAACCGCUGAGAAAGAGAACCAUCAGCGAGGUACAGUUAAUGCACAAUGUGCAGGAGCACAAACAAGUGGGAAACAGACAAGAAUGGCUCCAGGGAAGGUUAAAUGACAUUAUUGUUACCAGUGCUGACCCUCAACAUGGACAACCCAAAAUAUACUCCAAAAAGACGUUCUUGUGGGAAUACUGAACUGACCAUUACUCUCUACUGAGCAUUUGCUGUCUGUUUUUAUUGAUUACUUUAUUGAAUUCAGUGUUUCUUGUAUUUAUUAAUAUGGGUGAACAUUUAUGUAUUUUCUUUUUUCUUUCAGUAACAAAGUGUACAUUAAUCUGUUGUUUUCAUUCUGUUGCCAAGCAAGAUAAUUUAAAGUAUUUAAACUGUAAAUGAAUUCAACGGACCAAGUGCUUGUCUUAGUGACAUUUAUAUAUGUUUUAACUGUGCUUGUGUAUGCUGUUUUUUUUUGUUUUUGUUUUUGUUUUAUCAACCAACAAAUGGUAUUUUAUUUAUACAAUUUGGUUAGAUGAUCAUUGACUUUCCGUAAUGUUAUACUUUUUGUUUAAUUGGAAGUACAAAUACACUUUACUGGGGCAUGAAGUACAGCCAAUAUCCAAUGUGCUGAUGAUGUAUGUUCAUUUGGAUAAUAAUGCAUACGAAACUCAAUCUCUAUGAAAAGACUAGUCAGUAUUGUACUUUAGUUCAAUUUAAAACAAAGCAUUUUGACUAUCGGAUGUAAUUUUCAUUGUCUGACCUUAAAAUGUUUUAAGAACUUUUCUUAUUAGUUGUAGUUUGACUGCAACUGAAUUAAAUUAUAGGGUAUACAUGCUUAAAAAAAUAUGUUGUCGGAGUACCCAAAACGGUGAGUUAUGAUUUCUGUGGAAUUUUGCAGAAAUUAUUGUUUAAAAAUGCAAACAGAUGCCGAUAAACAAAGUGUUGCACAUUGA
Molecule: messenger RNA, 1383 nt
Organism: Syngnathus typhle (broad-nosed pipefish)
Lineage: Eukaryota; Metazoa; Chordata; Actinopteri; Syngnathiformes; Syngnathidae
Gene: pth1b
Product: parathyroid hormone 1b
Exons: 3
Coding region: 206-631 (141 amino acids)
Biological process (GO): intracellular calcium ion homeostasis
Cellular component (GO): extracellular region
Molecular function (GO): hormone activity
Source: RefSeq, a predicted model, not a curated record